Molecule: messenger RNA, 2247 nt
Organism: Fusarium subglutinans
Lineage: Eukaryota; Fungi; Ascomycota; Sordariomycetes; Hypocreales; Nectriaceae
Exons: 2
Coding region: 1-2247 (748 amino acids)
Source: RefSeq, a predicted model, not a curated record
AUGGGCUUCUUUAACAAUAUCUUUGCGCGAAAGAAUGGCAACAAGGCUUCGCUCAAGGGUCAAGCGUACAAUUCGACCGUAGCCUCGAUUCCACCAAUUCAAGGAACAUACCCAGUCGCUGGAAAUGGCCCAAACGUGUUGGAUCAGCUGCAGCGAGCAGCCAGAAAACGCAGCCAAGCCCAACUAUCAACGGUAUCACAAGAUCCAGCAGCGCCACCUCCCAUGGCCCCCCGAUUCAGAGGCCCAUCUCCCUUCCGCCCAACAACAGCUCCAAACCAAGCCAACAGCCACUCAUCCCGCCCUCUCUCCCUCUCACGAAGCAUUCGAAGCUCCAAUUCAGCAUGGAGUGUCCCCGAGCGACCAACACGAGGUCGCGAACGCCCACCGCCCGUACCAUCGAUCCCAACACACCAUCGUCGCGAGAGCUCGGCAGAUUCAGCGCAUGAUAAGCGGAAUUCGUUUAUAGACAUUCUCGAUGCGCAGGGGGAAUUUAGACCUUCCAACUUUAGAUCGCGGGUGGCUGCUUCGGGGGCGAGGGAGUAUGGGGAAGACGUUGCGGAGAGGAAUAUUGGCGAGAAUGGCGUGAACCUUGGUAGUGCUGCUGCCAAGGCCUUUUAUCGACUUUCUGGUGGGAGGGAGUUGCAGUCGUUUGAGUAUGAGGAAGACGAGGACGAUUCUGCGCCGGCGCCGGGAGUUCCGCAUGGCGAUUUGGGGACGAUACGGGAGGCUAGGUCAAGGCCUUCAAGUUCAUCAGCAUGGAGAUCUCUCUCGGGAUCAAUUGGUAAUGAUCUACCAAGAUCAGGCAAGUCGAAUCGACGAGAGUCACAAUCCAAUCUCAACCCAGGAAGAUUAUCGAUGCGAGAUCGGAGAAGGUCGUUCAAUGCUUUUGCUUCUCCAUCAGAACCCGAACCUCAACCUCGCAAACCUAGGCCUACGAGUCUACAUCCUUCACUAUCCAGUGGCUUCACAUACGAGACUUCAUCUUCACCACCGCCAGUUCAAAGAUCUCGACCAAAGACAAGCGAAGGUCGAAGCCGAGGAAGGAGUUUUAGUCGUGUUGAGAUUGAUACAGUCGACGAGGCGUUUGAUGGAGCUGCGCCGUGUCCAAUUAUUCCAGCACAGUUCAGACCAGACAAGCGAGCAAGUGUAUAUCUUGAGCCAAACUACCGAUAUGACCGAAACGAUGCACAUCAUCCUCGGCCAGAGUCGUAUCACGGCGGAUCAACUCUUUCGUCGUAUCCACGAAGCGAACUGUCACAACCAUCGCGUCCGUCAAGCUCUUCGUCAAUCGACAAACCAUUUCCUCGAUCUCGCACCAUGGCCAGCGUUGCUCUACGAAACCAGCGUCUAGACGACAUAAACGAACACAUUCCUGUACGGACAUCAUCUCUAAACGUCAGCUCACAGGCAAACAUCACUCCUAAAACACAGUCAUCAGGUUUCUCAAGCAUUCAAUACCCCGUUGGUCAUCAUACGCCAAGUACAUCUAUCGAUGCAUCUCUCCCGCCUUCGAUCAAGAUACGACCUGAGCAUGAGCAGGGCGCUGCAGUGAACCAGAACACUCAGCAUAACUCACCUGGGGAUGACUAUUCCGCCAAGACACUUGUCCCAUCGCGGUUGGAUGUCGAGCAACAUCUUGGCCAUCCCAUGACAACCGGUCACGACAUGGAUCUCUACCUCUCCGACGCAAGCGAAGACUCAAUAGACUCAUUCGUCGCAUGGAAAGAGAAGCGCCGCGACGGCGAAGGACUCCUUAUGAAGGACAACUACGGCAUGUCAGGCGGCGGUCUCCCAGGGAUAUACGAACCCCUCCCCAUUCUCAAAGCUCCCGCCUCACCUCCCCCCAUCCCCGUGAUCCCCUCUGCACCAGUCUCCAAACGUCCCAAAACACCAAAAAGUCCAAAGAGCCCUCGCACACGAAGCAACAAAUCUACACCCCGCCGCACGCGCCAAUCCCGCAGCCGCACAACUACCCCCCGUCGCACGCGCCAGGUCUCUACCUCUGAAGACCCAGACUCGGAUUCAUUCUGGGAGAGCGACGCCCCCGUCGCACCAGGUUUUGUGUCUCUUGCAGAUUUAGGAAUUGAUCUUCGUGAGAUAGGGUGGGAUCAGUAUGGGCUUACGGAGGCGGAUGAUGCAAAGGUUGAUAUACAGACUGCUAUUAAACUGCGCAGGGCGAUGGAGAGGAGGAAGAAGCAGCAGCAGAGGAUUGAUGAUGAGGGGUGUGCGGCGGAUGUGGAGGAUUAA